AUGCCUUCCACGAACGGCCAUCCUGACGCCGACCUACAUCCUGUAGCAACCGGCCCAGCUAUCAAACUCGUCGAAGCGCACAAAGAAGCAGCACCGCACAUCCUCUACUCCGGCUGGUUCUGUCCCUUCGUGCAACGAUCCUGGAUCACACUCGAGGAGAAACAAAUUCCAUACCAAUACAACGAGAUCAACCCAUACCACAAAGACCCAGAAUUCUUGAAGCUCAAUCCCCGAGGUCUCGUGCCAACUCUUGGAUGUCCCGUGUCAGGUGGACAGAAGGGCGAGGAUGGCGUUGAGCGUAAGCCCUUGAUCGAGAGCAACAUCAUUAGUGAGUAUCUGGAUUCACUACCAUCUGAACGACCAGCUUUGUAUGCUUCGGACCUGUACACGCGUGCGCAACAGAAGGUCUGGAUCGAUUUUGUCGGAACGAGAAUAAUUCCUGCUUUUCAUAGGUUGCUGCAGCAUACGCCAGAGAAGCAGUAUUCUCUGGAGGAUGCUAAGCUUGAGCUUCGAGGGCAUCUGAGGACCUGGAUCGCAGAGGCUAGUCAGGAAGGUCCAUACUGGUCAGGCAAGGAAAUGAGUAUGGUAGAUGUGACGUUAGCACCCUGGGCUGUACGAUUGUGGAUAUAUGAUCACUUCAAAGGUAUCAAGGAUUUGGUUCCGGCCGAGGGGCAAGGAGGAGAUGACGAGAAGAUUUGGAAGAGGUGGAGGCAGUGGUCUAAAGCAAUCGAGGAGAGAGAGAGCGUCAGCAAUACCUUGAGUGACCGAGAACAUUAUCUUCCAAUUUAUCAGAGGUACGCUGAAGAUCGUGCACAGAGUGAGCUCGCGAAAGCCACAAGACAAGGUAGAGGAGUGCCAUAA
Molecule: messenger RNA, 861 nt
Organism: Lithohypha guttulata
Lineage: Eukaryota; Fungi; Ascomycota; Eurotiomycetes; Chaetothyriales; Trichomeriaceae
Exons: 2
Coding region: 1-861 (286 amino acids)
Cellular component (GO): cytoplasm
Source: RefSeq, a predicted model, not a curated record